AUGUUCAGGAAUACUCAGGAUGUUUCUUCAAGAUCUGCCGAGUAUUAUGGUCGAUAUCUGCUAAAGAAGGCUUCCAAUGCAGUACAGUUGAACUCCGCAAGUUGCCAGGAUGUCUCCAGUUCUGAUGACUUCAAAGAAAGACGAUCUGGACGCACUUGUGGAGUAUCACAUUCCAUAUUUUACAAGACAGACAACUGGGAUUCUGUGAACGACGAAGAGACAAUGGAAAAUGUUUCAACCUUUAAUGAGGUUUCGAGACCGCUGAUACAUCGACCAUUAAACAGACUUGCAAUAUGCCAAUCACCGGAUCGAAUCCGGCUGAAUAGAUCAGCAGAUAUAGUAACGCCAUCAUGCUCAACGAACUUCGGACAUUUUCUUAGGCCUUCGAACUUCGAAUACACAAUUCAGUCGUCAAGCGACAGCCGGAUUCAGCAGACGGCGCAUAGCCCAAGACUGAAGCAAUACCCAUCAACUGACAGGGGCGAGUCAAAUGUCAGUCGACAGGAGGCAACUCCAGAACGAGAGCCCAACAUCUUACGCAUAAAUAGUAGCGUUGACGUAGAAAGCUGCUUUAGUGAAUCAAACGAAAUGAAAUGUCGUUACUGCUUUGGAGGUGCAUUGGGAUGGAUUGUGAAGGAGCCUCUAAUAAGCCCUUGUUGGUGUUCUGGGUCUUUGGCCUAUGUGCAUCGUUCGUGUCUAGAACAAUGGCUGACUACAAGGAAACAAAGCACUUGCGACUUGUGCAAAUAUGAAUUUAUCACCAAAAAGAAAUAUAAAUCAAUAACAAAAAUACAGUUCAGCAGAAUGGAGGGGGAAGACGUGUUCCUAAUUAUUGUCACGAUUCUCGUCUACAUCACUUUCAUUUUCCAGUUUUUGGCGGCUGCUUACAUUGGCUUGAUAUCAGAACACAUUCCGGCCUCGGUUCUAGCUGUUUCUAUGACCGGGCUCGGAUUAGGCCUCUUCUGGUUCCUUAUUGGCUGUAUAGCACUAACGGUUGUGACGUAUACAUCUGAAUAUUGGGUUAGUUGGAGGAGAAUGAACAAGCGAAUUUCCAUAGUUAUGAGUUCUAUAAAUAAAGCAAACAAGAAAAAUGCUAGAGUAGAUACUGAGGAGGAGGAGGAAGCAACUGAUGCACACAAUAGUGAGACAACGCAAAGCUGACGACAUGGAAAGAACUUUAGGCCAGGCGUUAUCAAUACGAAGGACAAUUAUUUUUAUACAGAACUUGGAGAGUUCUCAUCUGUAAAUGAAGCAGUUACACAUAUACAUUAUACUUAUGAUGUCACAUUAAACUGCAUUUAGCACUUAUGGCCAAGUUGUAGAAAAUAUUGAUCAGGUAUCCUUAUAGAACAUGACAUCAAUCCACGUGGUAUCAAAAAAUGUUUUUUGUGGAUGACACAAAUUAUUAGGGGUGUGAAGAGUUGAUGUUUGAAAUUUAGAUUUAUGCAAGCUAUGCAUCGUUUGGAGUAAACUGAAUAUAGACUAAAAAUGAAUUUUGAAGAUUUUGGCGUCAAUGUAAAAACAUCUUUUUUGGCAAUGCCAAUAGCCCAUACAGCGAAUGCAUAGGCAGUCCGCUGAUUUAGCUCCUACCAUGAGCAGGUACACAGCAUAAAGUUGAAAAUAUGCAAGAAGCUUAAACAUUUCCCUUUGAGUCAGCUAAAUUGGCUUUAUCAUCAUCUAGUAGUUACUUUUCAUAGUCACAAUAAAUGAGUUCACGACUCAGCAGAAGUAGGCCAAGGAUACCGUUUUUGGAGAUAUGAUUUAAAAGACGAUCGAAAAGCGAGCUUCUGAAGAAGUCCCGAUGAACCGAAAAAGCCCUUUUUUGAGCCCAAUGCAAAUAGUCAUCAAAAGAGUUGUUAACAUGGGAUAGGAUCUGGGUAGAGGAGAAUAUAUAUAAUUAAAUUAAGCAUUUCUGCUUUCACAAAUUGCAUCCCUAACUCCAGCCAAGAUGUUUGUUUGGAGUGAGCUUACACGUCAAUGUUGGUAUAACCAUGUGAAAUAAAUAUGUAGCUUUAUUAGCAAACAAGAUUAACCCCUGUUCCAGUGGCGUCGCCCCGGGGAGGACUAGGGUGGACAUGCGCACCCCAGUUUUCCCCGAUGUCGAUUAUCUAUUUUCUUGAAAUCUGUUGAAAAACCUUGUGAAGUUCGAUCUCAAUUUUCGUUCUUUCAAAAAACCCAUGUUACGAAGAAUACUGCUUACGAAAGUUCCCUUUACAAAAAUUUCUAAAAAAGUAAAAAAUACUUCAAAGGCGUGGUCGAGAAUUUUUUGCCAACCCCCAGUUUUCUCAGACUGAUGACGCCCCUACCCUGUCCUAAGAAAUUGCAAUGACGUCUGCCGAUGUGGACGAGGUAGCGUUUAGGAAAUAAAUUGUUUCAAGGCAAUUGGAAAUAAAGCUAUAAACAGCAAUCAUGAAAUAGCAGGUAUUUAAUAACUAAAAUUUUAAAAUUACAGCUGUGAUUUAAAAAACAAAGCUAGGGCGAGGCAAUUACUAGCAAUAAUAUUGACCGUGUCAAUCAUUCUAUGAUUAAUGCCAACCUCAUAGCUGCUUUGUGAACUGACGUAAGAUCAUACCUUGCAAGCGAAAUUAAUCUUUGGACAACCUUCUCCUCUUGCCACCAACACCUGCAGAUUAAGAGAAAUCUACCAAUGAGAAAUCAGAGCUUUCACCGCAAAAAUCAAAAGAAAGAUAACUAACUCCACGCAAUCUAACUACCGUCUGCCAGAUGACGUAAUUCAUGCCAGCUGUUACCUCAAAAAGCGAUGGAUAGUAUAAUGAACAGAUAUUUAACCUAUAAUCUAUGCACCCUCGCAGAUAAACAAUGCUACACGCAUAACCAAUUCUGACAUACUGAAUUCGAAAGGCGCAGUAGCGACAAAAAUCAAGGGGCCUGCUUCCUUUUUGUUUGCAAACCUGCUGCCAGAUAUUCUGUGAUCUUCUUGAACCGCUUGGUUGUCAAUUUGUUUUGUAAAGUUAAGGGAGGAGAGGCUGCAUUUAAUGUUGAUUGCUAAUCAAGGAUGAUUCACUCCGCGAUGUUUGCAAACUACAUAGAACAGAAACUCAAGCCAAACAAUGAAAAACAAAAACACAGACAUUUUUUAAAAGAAAUAUAAGACGAAUCAUAUUUAAGGUUUCCUCUGCUUAUGAAAGACUGUGGAUUAUGAUAAUGAUCACCUUU
This is a messenger RNA of Rhopilema esculentum, 3177 nucleotides long. RefSeq lists its product as uncharacterized. Gene Ontology annotation, molecular function: ubiquitin-protein transferase activity; zinc ion binding. Gene Ontology annotation, biological process: protein ubiquitination. Lineage: Eukaryota; Metazoa; Cnidaria; Scyphozoa; Rhizostomeae; Rhizostomatidae. The record is from RefSeq and is a predicted model, not a curated record.